Cynara cardunculus var. scolymus (artichoke) is the source of this 1607-nucleotide messenger RNA. RefSeq names its product gibberellin 20 oxidase 2-like. The transcript is spliced from 3 exons. The coding region runs from base 10 to 1131 and encodes 373 amino acids. Gene Ontology annotation, molecular function: gibberellin 20-oxidase activity. The record is from RefSeq and is a predicted model, not a curated record. NCBI's taxonomy places the organism in Eukaryota, Viridiplantae, Streptophyta, Magnoliopsida, Asterales, Asteraceae. Gene Ontology annotation, biological process: unidimensional cell growth; flower development; gibberellin biosynthetic process.
ACAUAUUGCAUGAUCAAAGAGCAAUCAUCCAUGCCUCCUUCGCAGAUAGAGGACCAACACAACCCACUGAUUUUCAAUGCUUCCAUCCUACAGCAUGAAACCAGCAUACCCCAACAGUUUAUAUGGCCCGAUCAUGAGAAACCCAACGCACAGAAACCCAAGGAACUACCGGUGCCUUUGGUGGACCUAAGUGGCUUCCUUUCUGGACGCCCUAAUGCAGCCAAGGAAGCCUCUAGGCUCGUUGGUGACGCUUGCAUGAAACAUGGUUUCUUUCUAGUCACCAACCAUGGAGUUGAUGCAGAUCUCAUAGAAGAUGCUCAUAGGUACAUGGAAUUGUUCUUUGGGCUACCGCUUUCGGAGAAACAAAGAGCUCAAAGAAGAGUAGGGGAGAGUUGUGGAUAUGCUAGUAGUUUCACCGGACGAUUCUCCUCCAGACUACCGUGGAAAGAAACACUCUCUUUUCAAUUCUCAGGUGAGGAGAACUCAUCCAACAUAGUGAAGGACUACUUUGAGAACACAAUGGGAAAAGAGUUUGCUCGACUCGGGAAAGUUUACCAAGAAUAUUGCAAUGUUAUGAGUAGACUCUCACUUGGGAUCAUGGAGUUACUAGGGUUGAGCCUGGGUGUGGGCCAAGCUCACUUCAAGGAAUUCUUCGAUGAAAACGAUUCGAUAAUGAGGCUAAACUACUACCCACGAUGCCAAACACCAAACCUCACCUUAGGGACCGGCCCUCAUUGUGAUCCGACAUCCUUAACAAUUCUUUACCAAGAUUCAGUUGGUGGGCUAGAAGUGUUUGUAGACAAUGAGUGGCGUUCCGUUGCUCCUAAAUUAAAUGCUUUCGUCAUCAACAUCGGUGACACAUUCACGGCACUUUCAAAUGGAAGAUACAAAAGUUGCUUACACAGAGCUGUGGUUAACAACAGAAUUCAUAGGAAAUCACUUGCUUUCUUUCUAUGUCCAAAGAAAGAUAAGGUGGUGAGCCCACCAGACGAACUGGUGGACGAAAAGAACCCCAGAAUAUAUCCAGAUUUUACAUGGUCUACCUUUCUUGAGUUCACUCAAAAACAUUACAGAGCCGACAUGAAUACCCUCCAAGCUUUCUCCAAAUGGAUUCAACAGAAAAACAGCUGAAUUUUCAAGAUCAAAAUCGUCAACUAUGUUUUCCUCCUUGUCUCAGUCUCUUAGUUACAUCUCUCUUUCACAUGAAACCCAGAAAAGGAAUAAGAAUCUCAAGUCUAAACUUUCUGAUAACUAUAUAUAUAUAGUUAUUAGCCAAUGAAUUAUCAUGCUACAAGAAUCAGCUGGAAAACAAAAACCUCGUUCCUGGCUUUCGAUAAAAGACUCUCUAAGGAAUGAAUGCAUGAAUGGUGGAUGCUUGAAACCAAAAUGUUGGUCAGGAAUUGCAUUGAUCGAGGAGUACCAUUGGCAAGAUUUAGUCUGUAUGGAGAUUAAACCAGGAAUGCCUAUGAACAUGACAAUUUUGUAAUUUUCUUUUGUAGUAUAUAAGCGGUAAAGAUUUUUACGUACCACUAGGUGUAUAUUGUUGUAAGAUAAGUGUGUUAUCCUUUAAAGGAUAUGACGAUCUAGAUAGAUAUAAACAUAUUAGA